Acanthopagrus latus (yellowfin seabream) is the source of this 2557-nucleotide messenger RNA. It is a transcript of the gene gab3, whose product is annotated as GRB2 associated binding protein 3. The record is from RefSeq and is a predicted model, not a curated record. Bases 143 to 1846 code for a protein of 567 amino acids. NCBI's taxonomy places the organism in Eukaryota, Metazoa, Chordata, Actinopteri, Spariformes, Sparidae. The transcript has 10 exons.
CUUUUGGAGUGGCUACGCUGAAUACCAGAACACAGGAUAUGCUUCGCAGUGCUCUCAGUUUCACAGCAGCAGCAGCAGCAGCAGCAGCAGCAACAGCAGCAGCAGCAGCCGUGAGGAGAGGACGACACGCUCUGCAGUCAAGAUGAGUGCUGGGGAUGUGGUCUGCACCGGCUGGCUCAUUAAAUCCCCCCCGGAGAAGAAGCUGAAGAGAUUUGCGUGGAGGAAGCGCUGGUUCGUGCUGCGGAGAGGUCGCAUGAGCGGCAAUCCCGACGUGCUGGAGUACUAUCAGAGCAAGAACUCCAAGAAGCCGAUCCGUGUCAUCGACCUGAAGGAGUGUGAGGUGGAAAUGCUGAACGGGCAGCUGAGGAUACAGAGGGACUUCCACGGGAAGCACCUCUUUGUGGUGAAGACGUCGUUUCGCGCUUUUUACCUGGUGGCCAAAACGGAGGAGGAGAUGAACGGCUGGAUCAGCAGCAUCAGUCAGAUUUGCCAUUUCGGGAGCACGGAGGACGCAGAGAGCUCAGAGGAGGGCUUCCCCAACACCCCAACCUCCCGUCAGCCGUCACCCGACAGCUCCGACCGAGUGUCUGUUUCAAGCCAACUGGAUUCCAGUCAGCCACCCGACUACCUCUUCCUCUCGAAUUGUGAGACAGGGAGUGUAAGCACUAGUAGACUUGACAGCUUUUCAAACUCUGAGAUCUCUCUGGAGCAGAGGUCAUCGGAAGAUGCCGCCAGGGACAUGGUCCCUUCACCUCUUUACACCGAUUCCUCUGCAUCCUCCGUCUCUUAUCCAAGCCCAUGUCCAUCCGUCUUUGCCCAUGGGAGGCUGGCUAACCCUCCCUUCAGCGCCCCGUGCAGCUGCAUGGCUUUACCAUCGUCGUCUUCCUCUCCGCUACUUCACUGUGCCACAAGUGUCUUCCAGUUUGACAAACCUUAUUCUUCUACGUCAUUUGAUGCAACGAGUGAAGGACAGACGCCUCCUCCACUGCCACCCAAGCCCAGUCACUCGUCAGAGCAGCAAAGUGACGUCGGAGCUCACAGGCCGAGGCCGAUGAGCGCGCGGCAAUUCUCCAGCCACGCUUCGCUGUUUCCCCGGAGGACGUCUAUGUCGUGCCUGGACCAUUUCAGGAUAGGAGAUGCUGAUAGUAGACUGGUGAGGAACAGGAGGCAAAGUCUUAAUUUGCCAUCUUUGAAUACCGUACGAAUUCAAAGCUACGAGGAUGAGUCCUACGUUCCCAUGGCUUCCCCUUCUCCCUCCGGUGCCACCAUCGAGUCUGAUGGUUACAUCCCCAUGAGCCCCGGGACUUUCAGUUUCCUCAACACAAACUGCAAAGCUGAGCCCUCCGUGGCUCUCAGUCCUCUGGCGUGUCAACCUGGAGAUUUUGCGCCACCUCCAAUUCACCGGCAUCUCAAGCCUCGCCUGAGGAGAGCUCGACCUCCACCUCUUGACUUGAGAGGCCUCUCUACAAUCACAGAAUGCCCCACUCAUCUUCCAUUGAGCAGAGCAAUGACUGAAUCAUGCUUUUCAGCGAAAUGUUUACCUCCUGAAAGAAGACUCGAGAACAGGGACAACUCUAGAGAUGAGGACACAAACUCCACAGGACUGGAUUCAAUGCAACAGUUCUGUCACACCUUCGAUGGAGCAGUCCAAACCUGGGCGAGAAAAUCAAACCUCGACUAUUUGUCGCUGGAUUUCAAUUCCGCCUCCCCAUCUCCUGUGCAGAAGCAGAAGCCCUUUCUGUCCGAUGACCACAGAGUGGAUUACGUGCAGGUGGAUGAAAAGAAGACGCAGGCGCUGCAAAACACCAAGAUGGAGUGGAAGGACGUACGGCAGUCGAAAACAUAAAUGGAAACUAUAGUAUGUGAUGCGAGAAGGACAAACGCACCAUUGCACCAGCAUGAAGGAUAUCCAUGAAGAGGACCAAAAACUAUUUUAAAAAGCACUUUGAAAAACAAUAAAUAAACAAAAAGCACAAGAGUAGAGGUGGAAACACAAAAUUGCACUGUAAAAACUCAAUUAACUCUCAGUAUAUCUGUACUGUAAAUAAUACCAGAUUGUGCACUGUAUCACACUGAUUUUUUUACUGUAGCAUUAAGAUUUACCAAAUUUUUUAAAAAGGGCACAAUAUUGCUUUGCUUUGUUAAAAAAACAAAUCUGUGAGACUGUAAAUGUGUGUAUAGUAAUUGUGACUGUAAAGAAGCAAAAUAUUUUCAUGUUUUUAUUUUUUUUAUAUAAAUAUAUAUAUAUAUUUCCUCCCCUUUAUGUACCAUGAAGCAAAAUGAUCUAUCUUUAGCUUUUCUCCUGCUCCCAAACGUGAGGCGAACUGUUCCUUCUGUGACCUUCAUAUUGAAGACACUUCUUUUUGUUCAGUGACUCCAACACGUGAGUCACUGACAUUUGUUUCAUGUAUAGUCCCUCAAAAGUCCAUGAGCUUUAAAAUGUUUUAUUUUUGGUCAUAGAGUUUUAGACAGCCUUAUCCAAAUGACUUGAAAUUUAGUUGGAGCAAAGCGUCAGUCUCUGUUUUCAUGAACAAUGUCAAUAAAUGUACAGAAAUUA